Molecule: messenger RNA, 2323 nt
Organism: Malus domestica (apple)
Lineage: Eukaryota; Viridiplantae; Streptophyta; Magnoliopsida; Rosales; Rosaceae
Product: BTB/POZ domain-containing protein DOT3-like
Molecular function (GO): protein binding
Source: RefSeq, a predicted model, not a curated record
UCGCACGCACAAGUAACUUAGUAGAUCUGUCGAUUCACCGAACCAUCUGUUGGUUGCUUCCAUGUUUACAUGGCACCCAUCAGUCAGAGCUGGUGAACUCACAUUCUCCCUCCAUCUCUUUCAACAACAUAACAUUCAGAAAUUUAUUAGAGAGCAUCACUCCACCAACCCCCUUAAGGGCUACAUUGUUCACAACCACAGACUCACUUCUCAUUCAUUCAUUCCUUCUUUUAGAUCACAUCCCCACUCUCUUAUAUCAUGUUAUUCCAUCCAAAUCUCUCAUCUGCCACUCCCUACACAUCCGGCCAAAAGAUGAACAAGUCCCUGAAUCCACCGCAAAUUCCAGAGGCCGACCACGAGGGCACUAAGCGCGUCCUAGUUCCUUCAAAACACAUCACUUUAGCCGCCACCUUCGAACAGAAACAACACUCCUGGUUUAUCGAUUCUCAUGUACCAACCGACCUAACCAUUCAAGUUGAAGGCGUCGCCUUUAACGUUCACAAGUAUCCCUUGCUAUCAAAAUGUGGCUACAUAGGUCGACUGGAAUUUCAUCCUUCACAUUCAAACUUCGGUUAUGAGCUCGAGCUUCAAAACUUCCCCGGUGGAUCAGAAACCUUUGAACUCAUUUUAAAAUUCUGUUACGGUCUUCCAGUGGGCUUAAACCCUAACAAUAUAGCUCCGCUAAGAUGCGCCUCGGAAUUUCUUGAAAUGACUGAAGAAAUUCAAGAUGGAAAUCUCAUUUCUAAGACUGAAUCUUUCCUCACACUUGUAGUCCUUUCUUCAUGGAAAGACACCGUUUCUGUGCUCAAAUCUUGUGAAACUCUAUCUCCAUGGGCUGAAAAUCUUCAAAUUGUCAGACGCUGCUGCGACACAAUUGCUUGGAAGGCUUCCAGAGAGAACGUAAUUGGGGAUGCAGAUGGUCAAGAAGGCUGGUGGUUUAACGAAGUGGCUACCUUUCGAAUAGAUCAUUUCAUGAGGACUAUAACAGCAAUAAAGGCAAAGAGUACCAGACCAGCGUUUGUAGGUAAAUGUAUUAUGCGCUAUGCAGAAAGAUGGUUGACAGGCAUGGAUGUGGAGUUUGAAGGACUAAGAGGAUAUGAACUUGGAAAGAAUGACCUGCGGUUCAGUAUAUUGAGUAGGAGGAAGGAAGACGGGGGUUACGAAUAUAUCAAGGAGCAAAAAGCAAUUAUUGAAAGCCUAGUAAGCAUCCUACCUCCUCAAAACGAGGCUCUUCCUUGUAAGUUCUUAUUGCAGAUGUUAAAGUUGGCCAUGCUGUACUCUGCAUCGCCAGCGUUGAUUUCAGAGCUUGAAAAAAGAGCAGGGAUGAUGUUGAAAGAUGCCAAUGUGAACGAUCUGCUGAUUCCUAGUUACUAUAAUGCAGAUCAAGGGAAACUGGCUAAUUCACCUGAAGAAUGCAUGAUGCAUGACAUUGAAGUUGUGCAACGGAUUGUGGAAUAUUUCUUGAUGCAUGAGCAGCAAGAACAGCAACAGAAGACUGGUAAAAUCGCUGUUAGUAAGCUGUUAGACAACUACCUAGCAGAGAUUGCAGGAGACCCGAACCUCUCCAUAACAAAGUUUCAUGUAUUGGCAGAAUUACUGCCAGAAAAUGCUCGAACAUGUGAUGAUGGUCUUUACAGAGCCAUUGAUACCUAUCUAAAGACUCAUCCUACGCUGCCUGAGCAUGACCGGAGAAGGCUAUGCAGAAUAAUGAACUGUGAUAAACUAUCGCUUGAUGCAUGCACGCACGUUGCACUAAAUGAUCGACUGCCUAUGAGAACCAUUGUCCAGGUGCUGUUCUCAGAGCAAGUAAAGAUGAGGACUGUGAUGCAAGAGAAGGAAUCACCAAGCGGCGAAAACUCUGAACAGCACGGGAACCACUCAUCAACAGAUGCAGAGACUAAAAAUCUUAAAGCAGAACUUGAGAAUGUAAAGAUGAAGAUGGCAGAGCUGCAGAGUGACUACUCUGAACUGCAACACAAGUAUGAAAGGAUAAUAAGCAACAAGCAAAAGAAUGUAUCGGGUUGGAGUUUGGGAUGGAGAAAAAUCAAGAACUCUUUCCAUACAAAAGUUGAGGAAAAUGAAACUGGAGACAACCAACAAAGAACCAACGCAGCUAGGCGCAGAACCACCUUCAUACGAAGGUCGUCAAUAUCCUAAAUUGCAUCAGCCCAUGAGGCAGAGACAUCCCACAAUAUAUGAGAGUUCAUCCAUAUCAACUGGUUUGUUCACAAACUCUUGGAAUAGUUGAUGGUUUGUAAUUGCACAUCUAUACGUAAUGUAUCAAUUAUACAUUAAAAGAAAUAAAGAGAAAAGUGUGUUUGAA